Messenger RNA from Metarhizium album ARSEF 1941, 1482 nucleotides. RefSeq names its product amine oxidase. The transcript has 4 exons. Gene Ontology annotation, molecular function: oxidoreductase activity. Lineage: Eukaryota; Fungi; Ascomycota; Sordariomycetes; Hypocreales; Clavicipitaceae. Bases 1 to 1482 code for a protein of 493 amino acids. The record is from RefSeq and is a predicted model, not a curated record.
AUGAGUCUUUCCGAGCCCCGCGCCCCCAAGCGGCGCCAUACAUCCACAUCCCAACCCAGCAUCGCUAUCAUUGGCGCCGGUCUGGCUGGCCUCCGCUGUGCUGAUGUACUCGUCCAAAACGGCAUCAGUGUCACCAUAAUAGAAGCAAGGGAUCGAAUAGGUGGCCGAGUGCACCAAGGAGAGCUUCCUGGCGGACGGGCGGUUGACCUUGGCCCCAACUGGAUCCAUGGAACAGACGACAACCCCAUCCUCGAUAUUGCAAAACAAACGAAUACCGCUGCGGGAAGCCUCAACUCAAAUGUGUGGGUACACGACCACCUUGGCGGCUUGAUGUCACAGGAAGAUGGCGAGAAAUACAGCGCAAUGGUCUGGGACCUCGUUCAACAGGCAUUUGAGCAUUCCAACACGCACGGCGCAGAGACUCACGCGGAUAAGAGCCUGCUCGACUUUGUUCAUGAGCGGAUUUCGGACAUGAUCCCCGAAAGCGACGCAGAGUGUGCCAAGAAACGAGGAGUCCUUGUUCGCCUGGUCGAGAUGUGGGGGACGUUUGUUGGCAGUCCGGUCUCUCGACAGAGCCUCAAGUACUUUUGGUUGGAGGAGUGCCUGGAAGGAGAAAACCUUUUCUGCGCCGGCACGUACAAGAAAAUCCUGCACCACAUCGCGGACCCCGCCGUCACUGGAGCGGACUUGAUGCUAAACUCCAAAGUGACUAAAGUCACGCGCCAGUACCAAAGCAGCAACAAGGUUAAAAUAGAGCUUGACAGCGGUCGGCAUCUCUUGUUUGACGAGGUUGUCGUCACCGCGCCGCUUGGCUGGCUGAAAAGACACCCCGACGCAUUCAACCCUCGCCUCCCGGCACGACUGACAGAAGCCAUAAGCGCCAUCGGAUACGGGUGCCUCGAAAAGGUAUACAUCACCUUUCCCACGGCAUUCUGGCUCGUGUCCAUGAGAAUGAGGGGAUUCAUAGAAUGGAUCACGCCAACCUACGCCCCCUCCAACCCGCAUCAGUGGCAUCAAGAUGCCUUUGAGCUCGGCAGCCUUCCUGAGCCACACAACCACCCAACUCUGCUGUUCUACACUUUUGGCGAGCAAUCGAAAUACAUGACGUCCACACUCGCCAAACUAACGACCCAGUCCCAAAGGACGGCCUUCCUAGUAGACUUUUUCCAGCCCUACUACUCGCUGUUGCCAAACUACUCGGCCGACUCACCGGACUGUAAACCCCUGGCGUUGCUCGCGACGGAGUGGUUAAAUGACGAAUUCGCAGGGAAUGGAAGCUACUGCAAUUUCCAGGUCGGCUUAGAGAAGGGUGACGAGGAUAUAGAAGUCAUGAGGCACGGUUUGCCCGACCAAGGGAUAUGGUUUGCGGGCGAGCACACGGCGCCGUUUGUGGCCUUGGGAACCGCAACGGGAGCGUAUUGGAGUGGUGAAAUGGUUGCGAAGAGGAUCGUCGACACGUACGCCAGAUUAAAGCAAAGUUGA